ACAACGAUGAAUAACCUAAAUUCUAAAUCCUAAAUUUCAAUUCAAAAAUACCCCUACUACGAAGCUUCGCUCAAAAUUUCUUCUAAAUAAUUGGACCUUUGUUUAAAAUGUGAGAUGAUUGUUAGAUAUACAUAUACAUACGCAUAUACAUUAAGAGACUUGAGAUAAAAGUAUAAUAAGAAAAAAUGUGCGAUCGUUCGGAUAACAUUAAUCAUCUAUACAGAGUAAAUCAAAACACGUGCUACCCAUCGAGCCGAGAAAAUCUUUCGUUUUUGGAAGAAUCGCAAAGCUCUCAGAGAAAUGAGAAAAAGCGAUUUAACGAAUCGUUGACGGAUUUUAAUACAGAUUGUAACAAUAAUUUGGAUAGACCAUCGAAUACUGGAUUUAAGCUCGAUAUAAUUUCAUUGGAGGAUAUAAUAUUUCGAGACGAGAUCGAUAGUCCAAACAGGUGCAACCUUAAGAAAAUAGAUCAAUCGAUACCAGGUAUUAACGUAGGACGACACUUGAACAGAUCAUCGAAGUUGAAGAAAAAUCGAUCGAAACGUAAAUGGAAAAGACAAUAUCGAAAUGAAAUUCCUCGAAUAAUUAAGAGAGAUGCGAGUAAAAUGAUCGAAAGGGAUAACGAGAAUUUCGACAGUCAUUAUCCAGCAAAUUAUUCGUCAUUCGACGUCAGAGGAUUCAAAUCAACGAGCAAAAUUAAACUCUCCAACGAUUGUCCCCAUUGCCGUUCUCCAUCUUUUUCCUUGAACAUUCCCAAUACCAAUUCACAAGUUUAUAAGAAUCCCGAAGCUUAUUUGAACGAUCGCGAGCUAUCUUAUAAAACGAAUAUGAAUUCCUGCAAGAAUUGCAAGAAUUUUAGUUACUCUUCGAUUAUGGAGAAAUAUCCCGAAUCUUUCGAUUGGACGACCUACGAAAAUGUCGAUCAUUCGUCGAACUUAGAAGCUUGUUGUUGUUCGAAAAAAAGCGGGGUCUGUUCUCGAGAGUGUACGCCAUCGAAAGCUAGUCUCUUUGUAGAAACCGGCGAGAGUACGCUCGAAUUUUCUACAAGCUGGUCCUCGAACACGAAUCUACCGAAUGUCUGUCCCUGUUCGAACGAAUCGUCUAUAAUCAGAGAACAUUCGACGAUGAACGAAGAUGUUCAACGGGAUGAUGGCCCAUUCGAGAAGGAGGAGCAUGCAAUGACCGACAAGUGCAGAACUCGUUGUAAAAGCAGAGAAUUCGAGCUCGAACCUUGCUGCAGUCGUUUCACUGCAAAGGAAAAAUGUUCUUCCGUUGAGAACGCGACUUGGAGUCAACUCGAAAAGGUAGAAUCGAAAGCACGACGGCCGGAUUACGAUUGGAGAGAGAAUAUUCGAUGGAGAGACGUCGGUACGAGUUCUAACGUUCAUUCGGAUACUAAGAGAGCACGCUGUUACGAAUCACAGAUGAGGAAUACACCGGAAGAAGACAAGAAUCCAAAGUGCAGCCAACGUUCAUUGUUCGGGGAUUUCGAGAUAGGAAAAGUUUGGUCUCAUAUACAGGAUAGUUGCAAGAAUUUGGUACAAUCGGCGAUAACGAACAUCGGCCAGGCGAUAAAGGAUAUGUCCAAAUCGAAAGAUACGCCUGAGGACAAGGGAAACGAAAUUUCGGAUAGCUUAUUGAGAAAUUCGAAAGUAUUCUUUGAUAAAGAAUGUCCAGAAUCAUGUGAAAAGGGGGAAUAGAGAAAAUAUGUUAAAAAUAAAUAAGAAGAUACAGCUUUGAUAUAUCGUAUUUUUUUCUUUUUAUUCUAAAAUAUUACAAGAUAUAAAUAGAG
This is a messenger RNA of Vespula vulgaris, 1792 nucleotides long. RefSeq lists its product as uncharacterized. The coding region runs from base 186 to 1700 and encodes 504 amino acids. The transcript is spliced from 2 exons. NCBI's taxonomy places the organism in Eukaryota, Metazoa, Arthropoda, Insecta, Hymenoptera, Vespidae. The record is from RefSeq and is a predicted model, not a curated record.